Molecule: messenger RNA, 1506 nt
Organism: Prorocentrum cordatum
Lineage: Eukaryota; Dinophyceae; Prorocentrales; Prorocentraceae
Source: the annotation of a GenBank genome assembly
AUGCCGGUCAGCAGCGGUGGCCCGUCCUCUCGCCGGGCGAGGAGGCGGGCGGCCCGCGGCGCUGGCUUGGAUGCGGGCCGCCCUGGCGGGUGCGUCGUGCUCGUGCGGGAGGACUGCCGGCUGCACGACAACCCUGCCUUGUACGCCGCGGCGGAAGAGCACGAGUGGGUCGUGCUGCUGUACGUGCACGACGAGGGCGACCCGUCGCCCUGGCCGGUCAGGGGUGCUGGCCUGUGGUGGCGGCAUGAGUCGCUCAAGUGCUUCGAUGCGAAUCUCAGGCUUCUCGGCAGCCGGAUUUGCUACCGCAGAGGCUCUUACGUUGAGCAGGUGAGUGACGUCCUUCUCGAGAGUGGAGCGGCGGCGUUGUACUUCAAUCGGCAGCUGGAGCCCUGGCACAUCAAGCGCGACCUGUCGCUCGAGUCAGUCGUGGUGGAGAGCCUCGGCAUCAAGGUACGGUCAUUCAAGGGCAUGGUUGCUGCCUUCGAACCUUGGGAAACGAAACAGAAGCAAAAGGGGGAGAAGAGAGAGUCGCUGGAGAAGCCUCUGCCCACGAUAUCCAAGAAGCUGGCUGCACCUCCAAGCGGCUGGCCAUGGUCUAUAGAGCUUUCAGCACUUGGCUAUUGCAACACAGGCGGAGCCAAGAUUCCUUCCGAUUUCCGCCAGUUCAAUGAGAAACGCCAGCUUCAUCUCCAGUGCGGUACAGGAAACCCGAAGACAGACGACUGGGCCUUCCAUAUGCGCAGCUUCUGGCAGGUUGGCGAACAUGCUGCCAUGCAGCGCCUUGACGAAUGGAUAAAGGACGCUGCCUGGGGCUGCUACUUCCCGCCAGGACUAAACCCAAAAGACUCUGCCGGAGGACGUUUCCGUGCAGACAAGAAGUGGACGGCGAUAAUCUGCCCCUACCUCCGCUUCGGGGACCUCUCGCCACGCUACGUGUGUUGGCGCUGCCGGGAGCUCCUGUCGUACGAUCUCCGCAGGCUCUUCACGAAGCGCGUCGUGUGGCGCGACAAGGCCUACGCCCAGCUGUACCGCUGGCCCGACUCGCACUCGACCAGCAUACGGGCCCACUACGAGCACGAGCGCUGGAGCGGCACGAGGCUGCAGCUGCGCCGGUGGCAGCGCGGGGAGACGGGUUUUCCCCUGGUCGAUGCCGCGAUGCGGCAGCUCUGGAAGGUGGGCUGGAUGUGCAACCACCUGCGCCACGUGACCGCCCAGUUCCUGAUCGAGCACCUCGACCUGAACUGGAAAGACGGCUUCGCCUGGUACGACUACACACUUGUCGACACUGAUGUCGCCAUCAACGCCAUGAUGUGGCAGAUGGGCGGCCACAGCGGUAUCGGCGCCUGGAAUUUCGUGAUGCACCCGGUGUUUGCAGGGAAGAAGGUCGACCCCGAGGGCAGCUACGUGCGCCGGUGGCUCCCGGAGCUGGCGCACCUGCCCGUCCUGAGUAUAUCCAUUGUCCUUGGGAUGCACCAGCAGGCACUCGGAUUGCAGCGAAUGUGCUGA